AAUGAAUGCAUUGAAUUCAUUUUCGAAUGUCAACAAACCUCUCCGGGCCCUCGUUCCUUUCGAUUCCUUCCGAUUCGGAGCUUCGGAGCUGGGCUUGAACCAGAGGUAAUCCCAUCAUUCUUACAUCCUAGAGGUAACCUACACCCAGUGCAUCCCGUCCGCUGACCUUGAUUCUCCCUCGGUCGUCAUGUUUUUGGCCCGCCUCCCUCCUCGUGGACGGAGGCUGACCUCGAGCCCGUGGUCAUCGCUCUUGCCCUCGUGUGCCAUUCACACCUCUUCUAGCUUAGACAAAGACUCGGCGGGUCGUUACAAAGUGACGGUCAAUCGAACCCGCCCGCUCACUUACGAGAUGUCCUUCCGACCCGACGACAUCAUGCAUAAGAAAGGCUUCAACAGUUUCAACACGGCCCAAUUGGAAAACACGUUCCUGACCAAAGAAGAAAUCGGCCAAGAUCUGCCGCACAAGAUGUUCCUCGAGGACGUGUUCAUUCGCCGCUUUAUGUACGGCACGUGGCCCGAGGCCCUCGAGUCCACGGUGCUCGUCAAACGCCAACACAAUCUCAUCCGCAUUGCGGCCAUCAUCAAUCCGCGGAUGCGCACCCAGUUCGUCUACUUCCUCAUUGGCUACACGGAGGAGUUGUUGAGCUUUUGGUUGAAGUGUCCCGUGCGAGUGGAGCUCCAGGUGGCCGAGAAAGAGGACGUUGUCUAUAAAUAUAUUUAGACAUGGAUGUACUACAUGUAGUACACACGUGUCAAUGCCGGCCUGGGUUCUGGUGGCACCUUGAAUAUAGUUAGAAUCAUACAAUAUGAUCAUUCAAUCUAGAAUUAUAUAUCGUGGUCUUGUUUCCCUGAGAGUGAGACGACGACCAUAAAAGUA
Tigriopus californicus is the source of this 877-nucleotide messenger RNA. It is a transcript of the gene mRpS24, whose product is annotated as small ribosomal subunit protein uS3m-like. The record is from RefSeq and is a predicted model, not a curated record. NCBI's taxonomy places the organism in Eukaryota, Metazoa, Arthropoda, Copepoda, Harpacticoida, Harpacticidae. Gene Ontology annotation, cellular component: mitochondrion. Gene Ontology annotation, biological process: translation. The transcript has a single exon. The coding region runs from base 188 to 721 and encodes 177 amino acids.